Prinia subflava (tawny-flanked prinia) is the source of this 783-nucleotide messenger RNA. It is a transcript of the gene GTF2A2, whose product is annotated as general transcription factor IIA subunit 2. Gene Ontology annotation, molecular function: RNA polymerase II general transcription initiation factor activity; TBP-class protein binding. The record is from RefSeq and is a predicted model, not a curated record. The transcript has 5 exons. NCBI's taxonomy places the organism in Eukaryota, Metazoa, Chordata, Aves, Passeriformes, Cisticolidae. The coding region runs from base 170 to 499 and encodes 109 amino acids. Gene Ontology annotation, biological process: RNA polymerase II preinitiation complex assembly; transcription initiation at RNA polymerase II promoter. Gene Ontology annotation, cellular component: transcription factor TFIIA complex.
CCCGGGGGCGGUGCUGUCCCCAGGGCGGUGCUGUGCCGGGGCCCGCCCCGCUCCGUUCCGCUUCCGGGCCGCGGCCGCCCGGGCGGGGCGGCGCUUCCGGCCGCGCGCGAGCGGGGAGAGCAGGCGCAGCCGCGGAUGCGCAGGACGCGCGGAGCCGUCGCGCUGAGCCAUGGCGUACCAGCUGUACAGGAACACCACGCUGGGGAACAGCCUGCAGGAGAGCCUCGAUGAGCUCAUACAGUCACAGCAAAUCACACCUCAGUUGGCCCUUCAGGUGCUACUUCAGUUUGAUAAAGCUAUAAAUUCAGCACUGGCACAGCGAGUCAGGAACAGAGUGAAUUUCAGGGGCUCUCUGAACACAUACAGGUUCUGUGACAAUGUAUGGACAUUUGUACUCAAUGACGUGGAGUUUAGGGAGGUCACCGAACUUGUGAAAGUGGAUAAAGUGAAAAUUGUAGCAUGUGAUGGAAAAAACACUGGUUCCAAUACUGCAGAAUGAAUAGACCUGUGGUUUGUCUGCAAUAUUUUCUAUUAAUGUGCAGCACUUUCUGGAGAGAAGCAUGGAAAGGGACUGAUCAUACUCAAUUCUUCUGAUGCAGAUGUGAGUUAAUCCAUACUAGAAAGCAUCACAGAAUGACAGCGGAAGAAAUACCUGUAGCAUUUCUUCAUUUCACCUUAUAGGGCAUGAAUACAAUAUUACCUUUUUUUAAAUUACAAGAUACUGUUGUCUUUUUUUGUUCAAAAUAAUUUCUGUAAUAAACUUUUAUUUAAAAACUUUUGAAA